This is a messenger RNA of Necator americanus (New World hookworm), 363 nucleotides long. RefSeq lists its product as uncharacterized. The transcript has a single exon. NCBI's taxonomy places the organism in Eukaryota, Metazoa, Nematoda, Chromadorea, Rhabditida, Ancylostomatidae. Bases 1 to 363 code for a protein of 120 amino acids. The record is from RefSeq and is a predicted model, not a curated record.
AUGCGAAAGUUGGAAUGGGACGACAUAGGAGUGAAGGUUGAUGGUCGGCAGCUACACCAUUUGCGCUUUGCUGAUGACAUCGUACUGGUGACACCUAGCAUCAACCAUGCGGAACGAAUGCUGACUGAAUUCGACGAAACAUGUGGAUGCAUCAGUCUUCAGCUGAAUCUGCAAAAGACGAUGUUCAUGCGCAACGGAUGGGUCUCGGAUGCUCCAUUCACGAUCAACGGAACGGACAUAUCCGACUGCACCAGCUACGCUUAUCUGCGUCGGGAAUUGAACAUGAUGAACUACCUGUACUCCGAGCUGGGCAGGAAGAGGCGAGCGACAUGGGGAGCGCAUGAGAGCAUCGAGGAUGUGUGA